AUGGACACUAAUACUAGAUCUUUUGGAUCAAACUUCCUUGCUCAAGGUGCAUAUAGAAAGGGUGUUUCCAAAAGACCAUUUCUAAGAAAACCACUGAGGGAAGAAGGUGGCCGUUGGCUAAAAGAGGGCAAUGAUGCUUCAGAAUGGGUCAAUCUUUUCUAUGAUCUAGUGGUAGUAGCAGUUCUCACUGUAUUUUCGACUGGACAUGAAAUCAACCGACCUGCUGCAAUUCCAAUAUUCCUAUCUUUCUUCUCAAUCAUAAAUUGGAUUUGGUCAUCACAGACUCAUUAUGAUAUAAGAUAUCAGGCCGAUGACGGAUGGCAUACGUUAGCAAAGGGAUGUCAAAUUAUGACUUUUGUUUUCAUGGGUGCUGCAGCUGGAAAUUGGAAUCCAGGAUUGAUCUUCUAUGGAGAUACCGGAACAUACUCUCAAGCAAAUACCAGCUUUACCACUGUUUCCGUCGCUUUCGCAGUUUCAAGAGCCUUCUUAGCUUUUCAAUAUGUCCUGAGUGCAUGGAAUGGGCAUCGUGUAGGACGCAAGAUCCAAACACAUAAAAUCAGGAUCAGCUCACUUAUCAUAUCUACCAUAUUCAGUAUCAUAGCAGCUGCUUUACCUAAUAACUCGAAAGGUAAAUGUGUGGCUAAGAUUACCCUGCUUUACCUGGGGAUAGGUGCGGAAUUGAUAGCAGCUAGACUAGAAUUUGUAUUUGGUUCCACCACUCAUGAAAGAGUGGAACUUGUCGGAGAACGUCACGGUGCUUUCACCCUUAUAAUCCUUGGUGAAGGUUUCAUUUCCUUGACAAGAGCUUUCAAUACUGCUCUUUCAGAAGGAAGUUCAAACAGUGUAGUCUACGCCCAGGUUUUCAUGUCCAUCACAAUCAUCUAUUUGCUCUUCGGUUUCUUAUUCACGAGGUUCGAUCCCAAGGAAGGUAUAAACAAUGCUAGGUCUGCAAUGUGGCAAAUAUUACACUUCCCACUCCAUUUCAAUCUGUUACUAUUGUUAGCGGCUUUAGUCAACUCAGUUAUCUGUUUCUCCCUUGCUGGAGCCUUAACUGGCACAAUCGACAAUUUCUCAAGUUUCACCAGCUCAAUCACAAAUGGCACUCAGAUUACUCAGUCAGAUCAGACAUUUGCGGAUACUUAUCUUUCUACGUUACAUCUCCAGCCUAGCUUCGAAGAGGAAAUACAGUAUUUGACCGAACUGAAUAACGAAGACGAGCCAACGGAUGACUUCGCAAUUAAGUCUUAUCAGUAUCUCGGUCAAAUAAUGAUUCAAGUCUUUAACAGCUAUGAAAUCGAGAUUGAAGACAGUGUCUAUGAACGGUAUAACGAAUUAUACGAGGUCAAUUCGACUGUCAUUCCAGAUACAGAAGUUUUAUCUGAGCGACGAUCAGAAGCUCAUUCACUACUCAUUGAAAUAAUACAAGAACCUUCUUCAGCAACAAUAUCAGGUGUUUUAUGGUUAUUCCCAACCGCGGGUAUAGCAUUGAUAUUAGCAUCUUUGAGAUCAAUGUUAUGGUAUAGAUAUAAUGGAAUAGCACAUUAUAUCGUUCAUCUUUCUUGGCUACUAUUAGGUUUGAUAUUAUCAUUAUUGGGUUUACUGGAUAUAGGUAAUCAGAAUUUCGAGAUUAAAGACGGUGGUCUAGAUCAAGAAUUCAAAAAUACAAAUCCCAUGUAUCAUCUAGUAGACGCUAGAGUACCUCUAGUGAUGGUUCUAGUCAUUUACCUGAUAGCUAAUUAUGGUACUAUAUUCCUACUGGGCAUAGUGCAUCGUAUAAAAGGCAAUGUAUGGUCAGAAGAAGAGGAGGAAGAAGAAGAAACAGCAUCUAACAGGGUAUAG
Molecule: messenger RNA, 1839 nt
Organism: Kwoniella shivajii
Lineage: Eukaryota; Fungi; Basidiomycota; Tremellomycetes; Tremellales; Cryptococcaceae
Exons: 14
Coding region: 1-1839 (612 amino acids)
Source: RefSeq, a predicted model, not a curated record